GAAGAUCAUCAUACGCAAAAUAGCAAUGUCUUCCACGUGGAUUCACCUGCUGGGAUUGCUGGCCCUGUUCCUUUUCGUGACCCUGGCCACAGGAGAACCCCUUCCCUUCGACGAGCGACGCCACAGAGGCUGGAAUCCACGGCGAGGAUCAAUGCCGUCGUUUCCCCACACACCACCUUUUAAUUCCCAUGGAUAAACGAAAAAUAUUUGUUCAAGGAAACACCAAAAUAAAUAUAUGUAUCUCAAUAUCAAGAGUGAAUGUUUUCAAAAA
Drosophila takahashii is the source of this 271-nucleotide messenger RNA. RefSeq lists its product as uncharacterized. NCBI's taxonomy places the organism in Eukaryota, Metazoa, Arthropoda, Insecta, Diptera, Drosophilidae. The record is from RefSeq and is a predicted model, not a curated record.